Acanthaster planci (crown-of-thorns starfish) is the source of this 1884-nucleotide messenger RNA. RefSeq lists its product as uncharacterized. Lineage: Eukaryota; Metazoa; Echinodermata; Asteroidea; Valvatida; Acanthasteridae. The record is from RefSeq and is a predicted model, not a curated record.
UUCAAAAUGCGUUGCCUCUUUGGACUCAUUUACAGCCCGUGUGCCUUGAGUAUGACAGACUGCUGGUUUGGGGAAAGGAUCGUACGUGUGUCUGGCUGGGUGUGCUCACGGACAAGAGAUAAUGAUCAGGUUAAUGAGAUCAGACGAUAGGGUUCUCUCUUCAGAAAGGUUUUCAGAGUGCACUGGAUGACCAGGAUGAGUUUACCUCAAGGGGAAAAGCAAGGGCACGGUUUAAUUUACUGGUACUACAAGCGCAAUACCAGAAAUUGUCAAGUACACAUGAACGAUGGCGCAUCGAAAAGUACAUUCUCGGGAGAAAAUGACUAGGGUUUUUCUGCUGGUUAUUGCAAUAUAUCUGGAUUGUGUGUGGAGUAUGGAGGGUAACGUAACCACUGAAGAAGCAGAGACCACGCCCAGUCUGUCAGGCACGGCCUCUGAAGCAGAUGCACGAACAGAAAAUCCUACUAGCAGUAGACACGCAUCAACAAAUACCGAGGACACUCUCCCAUCGACAGAAAGAACUUCCCCUUCUGGGGAGCAUGAUGUGAAAUCUUCUCCCUUCGGGAAUACAAGUAUAAGCACAUCGAUCCUGACUACAGAACAUCCGACUGAUGCUUCUCCCCAAUAUGGUGAAAUUCACUGGUUGCUCUUCACAGGAUGGCAGAUGCCGCUAUUUAUGGUCUGCGUCGAGAUCUUUGCUUACUGUGUCACCAUUUUCAUAGUCUUUGGCUUCAGUCAAAAAAGAUCUCGUGUCAAACGAUUCGGACAUUUCUCUUGGAAAGGACCAAACCCGUUUCAAGUACAGGAUGCUAAAAAUGUGAAAGCGGCAAGGGAGCAUUAUAUCGGGACAGAUUUCAAGGAAGGCAGAUUUAAGGCCAAGAAACCGUCAAUUAGGGGACACCGUCCAUAAGGACACACCCAUUCAAAUUCAACUUUACCUAAAAAUUAUCAGUUUCAUUUAAUAUGAAAACAAUGGUUGGGAGAAACACUAUGCAUUACACAUUCUUAUAAACACGAUUUAGGAAAUACGCUGUAAUAUUAUGAUGAUACUGUAAAAUCAUGUUGAACUUCCCUGUCUCCCGACACAGCAUCUGUUUCAUUCUCUUGCCGCGAAAAGUUGGGCUUAUUUUAUGUAAAUACAUGUGUACAAUCGAAAAGGUCAGCAGUUUUUCUAUGUGGGAUGGAUAACAAGUGCCAGCCCACGUGAUGAGUAUUGAAUGAAGAUAAUCGUACUGCUCCCAUGACAAAUGCAGAUUCGCUUGGUACGUUACCAAAGUGAUUUCCACGUCAUGCAGAUUGGUUUCCACGACAGUAUGAUACAAAAUAAUGCCCAUGUAAGGACUUUAUCUAAACGAUGUGGACGUCUGUGUAUUUUGCAGGUACAUGUAUGUUUAAAAUAGCAUAACUUAACCAUGGGUAAGAAGUGUUCCAUCCACGUACCUUCAAGCUUUCUUUAUCUCCCUGGACGGACAUUAACAGCAAAUUACGUUACUUACUGCCAGACAUCCCCGGGCAAACAAGGUUAAUAAUUGACGAUGUUAAAGGAAUCGUGCCAAUUACGUGGCAUGUCAUACGAAUAAGGGGCGUACCGCUUUAUUGAGUUGCAAUUACAGAGCAAAUAUCCUAGGAGGUUGGCUUCUAGUAUGGAGAUUGUCAUUAACGGUAAAAUAUGGUCCAGUCUUUCGGUGUUUAUCGUAUCUUUAAAAUGGUUGCCUCGCAGACAGAGUGAUAGGAUCGCCAGGCCCUCUAAUUUUCGAUUUCAAUUAUUUGAACACAGUUUUGUGUAACUUUAACGAAUAAAUGGAAAUUUCAGUUUAUUUGUAUGUUUUGACUUUGCAAAAUAACACUCAGUAAUUAUGUAUAAAGCACACUGUGACAAAUGGA